ACUAUGCACUGGGCUGUCUAAAGAAGUGCGUUUCCUUUUCAAUGGCAUGUAUGUGUGUGUGUGUAAGAGACAGCUGUAGCCCCUGGGUGUGCUGCGCUUCCGUAACGCUUAAAAACGGCUCGCUCCAUACUUCAGACACAACAACAGUUGUGUUUUUUAAGCCGAGCCGUUUGUUUCCUCGCGCAUUGUGUUUUUAAAUUAAAUCGCAUUCGUUCGCCGCUGUAUUAACGGCUUUUUGGGCAAUAUUUGUACGCAUGGACGAGCCGAUCAUCUUUUGUCUUUACUGAUGUUAGAGGAAACCUCCCCGGAAGAUCUAUUUUGCCGAAUGUGUGAAUGACCACUUGUUUAACGUUAACUUCUGUUGAUACAAUCUAACGUUAGUGGGUUUGACCCACACAUGGACUAAGUGGACAAGUCUAAAUCAUCUAAACUUUAAGGUAUUGGGACACCAAGGGCUGAUCGUCUACAGAACGCUUAGAUCUUUGGCCAGUUCUGGCUGCAGCUGUACACCUCAGACUCAGCUCUGAUGUUACCGGCUGAAACGGGUCGACUGUGAGAGGACGACUUCCCUCAGUUAUGUCUACCUUUGAGACAAUCUGGCCUCCCGGCACCGAGUGUGUAGCCAGGUACAACUUCCCUGGAACGGCCGACCAGGACUUGCCCAUGUGCAAAGGAGAUGUCCUUACUAUAAUUGGAGUAACUAAGAAUUUGUCUGCUGGUGCUUCCUUCCAGGAUCCAAACUGGUAUAAAGCGAAAAACGCAGCAGGACGAGAGGGAAUAAUACCAGCAAACUAUGUUCAGAAGAGAGAAGGAGUGAAAUCAGGCAGUAAACUGAGCCUUAUGCCAUGGUUCCAUGGAAAGAUCACACGCGACCAAGCCGAGAGGCUGCUUUACCCCCCAGAGACAGGCCUCUUCCUGGUGCGUGAGAGCACCAACUACCCUGGCGACUACACCCUGUGUGUCAGCUGCGAUGGCAAGGUGGAGCAUUACCGCAUCAUCUACCACAACGGCAAACUGUCCAUCGAUGAGGAGGAGUACUUUGAAAACCUCAUGCAGCUCAUGGAGCACUACACUAAUGAUGCAGAUGGACUUUGUACCAGACUUAUCAAACCUAAACUCAUGGAGGGGACUGUGGCGGCCCAGGAUGAGUUCUCCAGAAGUGGCUGGGCUCUGAAUAGGAAAGAACUGAAGCUCAUCCAGACUAUCGGAAAGGGAGAGUUUGGAGAUGUGAUGGUGGGAGACUACAGAGGCAAGAAAGUAGCGGUGAAGUGCAUCAAACAUGACGCAACAGCGCAGGCCUUCGUUGCAGAGGCUUCUGUCAUGACGCAACUCCGACACAAUAACUUGGUACAGCUGCUGGGGGUGAUCGUGGAAGAGAAGGGCAGCCUCUUUAUCGUCACUGAGUAUAUGUCCAAGGGUAGUCUAGUGGACUAUCUGCGCUCCAGAGGACGUAGUGUUAUUGGUGGAGAUCGUUUGAUCAAUUUCUCAAUGGAUGUCUGCAAGGCGAUGGAAUAUCUCGAGGCCAAUAACUUUGUGCACAGGGAUCUGGCAGCUCGUAAUGUUUUAGUGUCAGAAGACAACAUGGCAAAAGUCAGCGACUUUGGCCUCACCAAGGAAGCAUCAUCUACUCAAGAUACAGCCAAACUGCCUGUUAAGUGGACUUCACCUGAAGCCUUAAGGGAGAAGGCGUUUUCCACUAAGUCAGACGUAUGGAGUUUUGGCAUCUUACUGUGGGAGAUCUAUUCCUUUGGUCGGGUACCCUAUCCAAGAAUUCCUUUGAAGGAAGUUGUCCCACGCGUAGAGAAGGGUUACAAGAUGGACGCCCCAGACGGCUGCCCGGCGGUGGUGUAUGACAUCAUGAAGCAGUGCUGGACUCUGGACCCUGUGCUGCGUCCCAGCUUCAGAGAACUGAGUCAGAAACUUCAAGAUAUCAUUGCCAAUGAGCUUUACCGAUAAAAGACAAAAACUAAAGGAAAAAAAACAGAGGAAGACCUUCACGGGACCAUUCUCUUACAGUCUGACCAAAAUCUACUCCUAAAGCAGUGGACUUGGAAAAAACAUCAGCCAAAUUUGUGCACUCUUUUUUUCUACUUUGCAUCGCUUUCAUGGCUUGAUUUUCUUAAUUUUGGGGAGGCUGGCCUUCUCUACAACAACAACUCACCUCUUUUUGAUUUAGAAGAUCUUCAGCCUCCUUUGAUAUGUCCUCACAUGCUCCCUUAUUUUGGGCUUUUGAUUAGUAUAUUCUGUAAAAAUAAAAAUAAAA
This is a messenger RNA of Carassius carassius (crucian carp), 2263 nucleotides long. It is a transcript of the gene csk, whose product is annotated as C-terminal Src kinase. The record is from RefSeq and is a predicted model, not a curated record. Gene Ontology annotation, biological process: adherens junction organization; protein phosphorylation; regulation of Fc receptor mediated stimulatory signaling pathway. The transcript is spliced from 13 exons. Bases 577 to 1956 code for a protein of 459 amino acids. Gene Ontology annotation, molecular function: ATP binding; protein tyrosine kinase activity; protein binding. Lineage: Eukaryota; Metazoa; Chordata; Actinopteri; Cypriniformes; Cyprinidae.